This is a messenger RNA of Symbiodinium natans, 582 nucleotides long. Lineage: Eukaryota; Dinophyceae; Suessiales; Symbiodiniaceae. The record is from the annotation of a GenBank genome assembly.
AUGUGCAUUGAUACAAGUGACAAGUUGGAUAUGCCACGAUAUUGUGAGGAGAUAAUGCUGCAGCUCGGGGCCCGGAUUGUGGCACACUAUCACCGAACUGGUGAUGCCCUGGUGCCGAUGCUGCAAAUGCAGGAUGCGCUGACUGGCAGCAAAGUGGAUGGGCUGGAGACGUGUGCGCCUGCCAUGAUGCUCGCAAGGCUCUUGCAGGUGGAGCGGGACAGCCUUUCAACCAGACCGGCUUUGACAAGGUCGAAGCUGCUUCAGCUGAAGGCUUUCUGGUCAAAGUUGCAAAGAGAAGGCUUCGCUGCCGAGGCACUGGCCUGGGUGAACGCCAGCAGGGCACCCACUACAGGAUCUCUGCGUGAAGCCCCGUCGGCAGACUGGUUGAAUGUGACGAGCGCCAGCAUCCGCCAGAGCUUUGAGCGCAUUGAUGCGCAGGUCAAGCAGCUUGCCUCGCUGGCAAUGCUGCGGCGGAAAAUCGGUUUCAAGGUGAACGUCGUGAUGCCCUUUUGCGCACGAGCAGAUGAACAGUACCUGAAGCCGCUGGAGUCCUUGGUACUGCAGGUCUGGAAGCCGCAGUAA